AUGUUCAGUGGCUCCUCGAGCCCACCCAAAGAUAAACUAGAAACCAUUCCACACUCGGAGGCCAUCAAUACCCCGUCCCUGACCGUCAAGACCGACGAAGCCACAGUAUCCCAGAAGAAAUUUUCUCCUCCCGGUGGAUUCUUUGGUCGCAGAGCGAGCGACGAACCGAGCCCUGGUGGCGAGAAGAAGAGGAGAAGCAGUACCGUCACCAAAGCAGCGACAUUGUUCUCCAACGCCAAAAACUCGUUAAGUUGGAGCAACUCUCGUGAAACCGCUGCGACCCUUACCGUGGCUCACUCGCCACCUUCUUCUCUACACAAACUUGGGAGAAUGGACCCGGCAUUGAUUGUCCCUCAAGGGUCGUUGAACAAUUCUGCCGGCGAAUCAUUACCCACCCCCCGCUCCUCAUUCAGAGUUGGCGUCACAGAGGAUCGGAACCGAAGAUGUCGUCGGACUAUGGAAGAUACUCAUGCAUACCUCUACAAUUUCUUGGGGACGCCCGCACCCUCUGGCCAGGCUGAUGUCAAUGGCAAAAGACAGUCCGGUGAUGUCUCGCCUACAGCUGUAGAAGAAACCAGCGUUGUCGAAACUGACAAUGGGUAUUUCGCAAUCUUUGACGGACAUGCGGGCACAUUUGCUGCCGAAUGGUGUGGGAAGAAGCUGCAUUUGAUUCUGGAAGAGGUCAUGCGGAAAAACCCCAACACCCCCGUUCCGGAAUUACUUGACCAGACUUUCACUUCGGUCGACCAGCAGCUGGAGAAGCUGCCGUUAAAAAACAGCGGCUGUACCGCUGUCAUUGCUCUUCUACGCUGGGAGGACAGAGUCCCUAGUUCUCAUUCCGUCACCGGCUCUUCUGCAUUGGCUCCGGCCGCUGCCGCCGCCGCCGAACCCAACUCGGAAGCUGACAACACGCCAACUCAAUCAGCAUCUGUGUCUGUGCUUCCAAUAUUGCAAGAGAAAGCCGCCCGUCAACGAGUUCUCUAUACUGCGAAUGUUGGUGACGCUCGCAUCAUUUUAUGUCGCAACGGUAAAGCGCUGCGCUUAUCUUAUGACCACAAAGGAAGUGACGAAAAUGAGGGGAAACGGAUUGCCAACGCUGGAGGAUUGAUACUUAACAACCGAGUAAACGGAGUUCUUGCAGUCACGCGAGCUCUAGGUGAUGCUUAUCUCAAAGACCUUGUGACUGGCCACCCAUACACUACAGAGACAGUCAUCCAACCCGAUCAAGAUGAGUUUAUCAUUCUGGCUUGCGACGGGGUGAGCAACCUUCCUCUUUACUGGCUCUUAUUGAUGCUAAUGUUUGGACAGUUGUGGGACGUAUGUAGUGACCAAGAAGCCGUAGAUCUGAUACGGAAUAUACAGGAUGCUCAGGAAGCCUCAAAAAUGCUGGUCGACCAUGCCCUCGCUCGCUUCAGUACUGAUAACCUCUCUUGCAUGGUGAUUCGGUUUGACAACAACCGUGUCAAAGAGGUCGUCAACCGCACGGUCGACCCUAUCGGUGUUGACGGUGAUCCAGCCACGCAUGCGGGAUACGGAGUGAGCGAGGCUGAUAAGAUUGUCGAGGGGGCGAGAAAGAGCAUGGCCGAUACAGAUAUCACCGAUGACGCCGAGACACCAGAGAAAGCCACGGAUGAGGUUUUACAGAAGAUGGCUGAUGGUGGGCCAGGGCCCGACGUCCCUAUUGAUGAACACAAGGAGACUCCGCCGAAGAAGGUCGAGUCAGUUAAUGGGAAUACAUAA
Messenger RNA from Aspergillus udagawae, 1740 nucleotides. It is a transcript of the gene ptcG, whose product is annotated as type 2C protein phosphatase PTC1. Gene Ontology annotation, biological process: protein dephosphorylation. The record is from RefSeq and is a predicted model, not a curated record. The coding region runs from base 1 to 1740 and encodes 579 amino acids. The transcript has a single exon. Lineage: Eukaryota; Fungi; Ascomycota; Eurotiomycetes; Eurotiales; Aspergillaceae. Gene Ontology annotation, molecular function: cation binding; protein serine/threonine phosphatase activity.